AUGGACUAUAUUUUUGCCUCUAUUUUGCGUCUCCUUGCCGUUCGUCUUGUCUUAGUCAGCUAUGACAUUGCAUGCCAGUGGUUUAUAAACCUAUUGAAGAGAAUGCAGAAUGAUUGGACCAAGGACAUGAAGCCAAACCGUUCCGACAUCAUUCUGCAGCCUGCUAUUCCAAAAUUGCAUGAACCGGCGCACAAUCAGAAGAACCACGAAGUUUACUCCUUCAACUAUAUUCCAGGAGGAGGACUUACUGAUGGCGAGUGCCCCGAGAGAGUCUGGGCCCCCCACAACGCGAUCGCAAAUGCAACCAAGACACAGGGUCCAGGAUCGCGGCAAGACACGCUUGACGACCAUUUUGGCUUUUGGAACUGGCUCAAGUACAUCUCUAUGGGGUCCACGCUACUUCGACGUUAUAAGAAUGCCAUUGCACAGCGUAACAUACAGAAGGAGGGUCAUCGUGGCUUAACUGAGGAUUUGAAGAAAAAAAGCCCAGGGCUUGUGGAGAAAUGGGAGCAGAUGUGCAUAGAGUGGGAGAAAGAUCCUUUUCCCAAGAAAAAUAGUAACCCAUACUCUCUGAAAGACGCUGGCUUAUCGGAGGCUAAAGUCAAGAAAAUGCUUGCACAAUCAGAGGCCGAAUUUAUGGCCAACGGUGGAACAAUGCAUCACAAAACAACAGCGUCAGUUUUUAUCAGUAUGGGGUUAGAUUUAGAAGACACUCAACGUCGAAUUCAACGCCUCGCAAAAGGCACGUCUACAACAAUGACUACUCGACAGGAAGGAACAUUAACUGAGCAAAGAAAUGCCUUAAUCACCCGAAUCCGUGCAUGGGAGCUGCUGCUUCCAAUAUAUAUACCUGGUUUACUCCAAUACCAAGCCGAUCAUCCCGACCCCGACGCAAGAGUGCUUCGACCGCCAUCAAACUCAGCAAAUGUGGCUACAAGAGUUGCCCGGCAUGCUGAGGAUACAAAGAUCUGGCUGCCAUCAACGAUACCCGAGUCGCAUAGGUCUAAAAUCUGCAUUGCUGGCCUUGGAAAGAUUGAGUCGCAGCUACGUGAGGCGCAAAUGACCGACUCUCUGAAUUCCCUUCGUCAGAUUCUCAAACUGAAGACCCGAAUGAUACUAUUCAAGCACAAAAACAUACGAGGUCAGCGCGGCGGCACAAGAUCCACAGCAGUCAUUGAUCGAGUUCACGAGAGGGCACGGUUUUCGGCAGCAAAAUAUCGAGAUGCACGGACUUCGUACAUGGCACUUGUUGGGCCGGGGGAUUGGGAAAAGACAUAUUGCGAGCUCCAUGAUGGUGAUAUUCGGGGAUACCAGGACCCAAACCGUCUUCGACCACGUGAAGGACGAAGAGGCACUUUGGAUGACGACCAAAUUGCUGCUGGUAUGACAUCUGCGCCUCAGGAAGAAGGGGAGUUUGUGCUGUUUGGAGAAGAUCGGACACGAAGGGAUGGUUCUGGUCAAACACGCCGAACCCUGUCGUGGAUUUGGACCAAUGGUGGCAUUGCCGAGGCUGCAGGAGAUGAUGACAGCGAUGACAUUCUUCGGGUUGAAUGGGCGAAAAGCCGUGCUCGGUCACUGCGUGCGGAAGAGGAAGUCUUGUUGCUCAAAGAAGAGAUGCGACGUGUUCUUGCGUAUCUGGAGUGGAGGUCAGAAUGGUGGCGAUCACAUCAGAAGGCUAUUCCCGAUGCAAGCACAACCCUGUUGGAGGGAAUCUCAGCAUAUGCGCUCUCACAAGCCAGCCUGCAAGAUUCCCUAGCUGCACAUUUCAAGAAAUUGUGGAUGGGAUCAUUAGACACUGGAGAAGGAGUUGAUGUUGAUGAAGCUAUCGACGACAACAAUGAUGGCGAGGAAGAAGACGAAGACGAAGAUGCCAAUGAUGAGGAAGACGGUGAUGCAGAGGAGGAGGAGGAAGAAUUCAUUGCUAAUGAAGAGGGGGUGGAAGAAGCAUUACAUUUAGAUGAAGAUCUAGACUAA
Molecule: messenger RNA, 1974 nt
Organism: Psilocybe cubensis
Lineage: Eukaryota; Fungi; Basidiomycota; Agaricomycetes; Agaricales; Agrocybaceae
Exons: 3
Coding region: 1-1974 (657 amino acids)
Source: RefSeq, a predicted model, not a curated record